UUGGAUGUCUUUUUCUGGGAACAUCUCUGCUUAAAAGUUACUUAUUGUCAAUCUUGUUGAACCGCUCCUAACUUCUUGCUAACUAUCAAUUGAUUUUAAUUUUCUUUUCGUGUGGUUAUGAUGAGUUUUAGAUAAUAUCUGAUGAAGAGAUGUUUUUAACUCCAAAUAGUGAUCAGAGCAUUACACAGGUGACAUUUUCUGAAAGAAUGAAGCAGAUUGUUUGUGCAAUUCUUGGAGAGGUUUCUGCAAGUAGAAACCUAACAUUCUUGGUGGAAGCUUAAGGAGGUUUCCUAUAAGUUUCAAACCGUGCUUUGUGAUUUCGGUAAGUCUUAGUGCUCUGGGAGAACCAUAUUGUUAACAUUUCAAGAAAGAAGAGAGAAAAAUGGGCUGUGUUUCUUCUUGCUUUCAAGUUGAAGACUAUGAGGAUCACACUAAUCCAAUUAGUUCUGUAAAUAGAAACUGUCCAUGCCCGAGAUGUCUUGUUAAUAACUUACUUAACCUGUAUAUCUCUUUGUUUAGAAGAGGCGAAACUCCCCGCUCUCUCCCAUCCUCUUUACAAGCUACUACUGUAUCCAUAACUUCCUAUGAUAACUUUAUGUCCUCUACUACAUGGCCUCUGCCUUAUGAUUCUGAUCCAGGAUACUUUCAUUCACGGCGUGAUUCUCUUGUCUCAAGACGUGAUAAGGGUUCUAGUCAUUCACAUGAGGAAGCUGAGCCCUUGAGAAGUGAUGCUGAUGAUGAGGAUUCUGAGUCUUUCUUAGUGGAAAGAAGCAGAUGGGACAAUAAGCUUACUAUCUCUGGUGAAGAUUCCAGAGAAGACUUCUCUAAAUCCACUAGGAGAAUUCUUAAGUCAAAGACAAUUAUGGAAGCGGGUAGUAACCAAGGCGUGUAUAUAGUGUCUGAUGAUGAUGAAGACGUUUGUCCAACGUGUCUUGAAGAAUACACAUCAGAGAACCCGAAGAUUGUUACAAAGUGUUGUCACCAUUACCACCUCAGCUGCAUUUAUGAAUGGAUGGAGAGAAGCCAAGACUGUCCUGUUUGUGGAAAGGUGAUGGAGUUCAACGAAUCACCGUGACUAAUAAAUAUCAUUGAUCCUGUCUUAACUGAAAAAGGGAAGAUCAACAAGGCAACAGAGACAUGUGCAAGUAGCUUUUGUUCUCCGUGAAUAACUGUUUAUUAUUAUUUUUCAACAUACUGUAUAUAUAAUGAUGGAGAAGUGAGGAAAUGUCCGCUCUGCACAGUUAUUUAAUAGCUUAUAGUUAUGAAGAAACCCUCACAACAACAGAAAACACACACAAUAAUCUGAUGUUUUUCACAGUGUGCCUCUGGUGCAGUGUUGUGUCCAAGGCAUUAAACUUUUUUACAUUAUCUUGUAACAGUGUGAUGUUUAUAAAUUUGGCAUAGAGGUUUACGUUGGCU
Messenger RNA from Brassica oleracea var. oleracea, 1419 nucleotides. Its product is annotated as E3 ubiquitin-protein ligase At3g02290-like. NCBI's taxonomy places the organism in Eukaryota, Viridiplantae, Streptophyta, Magnoliopsida, Brassicales, Brassicaceae. The transcript is spliced from 4 exons. The coding region runs from base 383 to 1075 and encodes 230 amino acids. The record is from RefSeq and is a predicted model, not a curated record. Gene Ontology annotation, molecular function: ubiquitin-protein transferase activity.